Penaeus monodon (black tiger shrimp) is the source of this 429-nucleotide messenger RNA. Its product is annotated as general transcription factor II-I repeat domain-containing protein 2-like. Lineage: Eukaryota; Metazoa; Arthropoda; Malacostraca; Decapoda; Penaeidae. The record is from RefSeq and is a predicted model, not a curated record. The transcript is spliced from 2 exons. The coding region runs from base 1 to 429 and encodes 142 amino acids.
AUGCUGCAAGGGUGCACCAAAGUUGUCACGCAGUACUAUGACAGCAUAUGUGAGUUCAAAUUGAAGCUGUCAUUCGUGAAUGCCUCUGAUCUGCCCGUCAACAUCCAACUAGAAAUAAUAGACUUGCAGUGUGACUCAGAUUUGAAGGGCAAGUUUGCGGCAGCUGGCUUGGACACGUUUUACCAGCAUCUCUUGCCAGGUUACCCCAGCUUGACAGCCCUUGCUGCAAAAGUGUUGUGCAUGUUUGGAAUCACAUAUCUUUGUAAGCAAGUAUUCUCUGUAAUGAACAUCAACAAAACAAAGCUGCGCUCAAGGCUCACGCACAAGCACUUGAAUGACAUCCUGAAACUGGCUGCCACUCAGGAUGUGAUGCCUAAUAUUGAUGCACUUGUGAAAGCUAAAAGAUGCCAGGUUUCAGGAGUAAAAUAA